Messenger RNA from Mycena citricolor, 1681 nucleotides. The record is from the annotation of a GenBank genome assembly. NCBI's taxonomy places the organism in Eukaryota, Fungi, Basidiomycota, Agaricomycetes, Agaricales, Mycenaceae.
AUGGACACUGUGAAGCUCAGGAAACGGAUUAGCGCUCUGGAUCGGUCGAUUUCCAUCCUUCAAGACCAGCUGCGUGUGCUCGAAGCAGAGAAAGCGGACCUCGCGACCCGGCUCUGUCGAUCCACGUACCUCGUCGAAACCCUACCUCCGGAGAUCACAGCCCAGAUCUUUAUGCACUACAUCGCUGCGCUGGAAGGACCCACCCUGUCACCGGCCUUGCUCGGGGUGUGCCGUACAUGGCGACAGGUCGCAUUGGGCACCCCGGGGCUGUGGAACGACAUCUUCGUGUCCAGUGAUCACCCGCAGCCAGACGCACUGCUGGAGCGCUGGGUGGAGCGCACUGGGCCCCGCAUCCCCUUAGACCUCGAGCUCAACACGACGUCGCGGACGAUGGAGCCACUGCUGGCCGUGCCUGGCCCCGAGCGAUGGAUCCGGAUCAUGGGAAAGCCUGGAGGAGCUGGAGGUGCUCGCGGGCCCGCAGCACGCGGCGGUACUGAGCCCUGUGACGGGCCUGUUCCGCGCGCCGCGGCUGCGCCAGGUGCGCGUGGAGGUAUUCCCCGCAACGCAGCUCGUGCUGCCGUGGACACAGAUCACGUCCCUGACGCUCCUCGAGCAGUCGCUGGCGCAGUGCCUCAUGAUCAUCUCGCAGACGCGCCAGCUGGAAGCGCUGCACGUGUCGCUGACAAAUCGACACACCCGCCACCGCCCGAUCUCGCUGGUGCUGCCUGCGCUGCGGCGGCUCACGAUCGACUCACGGACCUCGACGUCGGAGGCCAUGUCGACGGCGUGAUCCCGCUCGUGAUGCGUUCAGAGUGUACAAUCACCCACCUCCGCCUGUCUGAAAUGGAUCUGGACAGUCAAGCCGUUUACGGGUGCCUCAGAGCGCUGCGGGCGGUCACGCACCUCGUGGUGUCGUCGCCGGAGCCGGAAUUUUUCCCGGACUUCCUGCGCAUCUUCGCUGCCGCUUCCUACCACACGGAAGACCCACCAGUGAUACUGCUGCCCCUGCUGCAGUCAUUUGUCGUCGAGGAAUGCGACUCUGUGCUUGAAUUGGAAAGCAUCCUGCCCUUACUCGAGGCGCGCUGCAAACAGCGGCAGGGCUAUGCGUUGCCCACGGCCUUGCUGCGAACCUUUUGUGCGACCUUCUCGAAAGAUUGCGUGGACGAGGACGAGCAAUUCAAGGACGCAAUACUCGCCAUCAAAAAUCUGGUGCGCGAGGGCCUCUCGCUCCAAAUCGAUAUGCCUUGGCACUGGCAAUCUCACGAGUUGAACUGGCAUAUGAUUCAGGAAUUGAAACGGCCGGACUAAUACAGUACUCGACACCCCCUAUGGGUAAUACUUAUCACGAUCAAGUGUUCAUUCAGGUCACAGGUCACCAUGGCCUCUUGGCUGACUUUUGGAUGAGCUCAAAAUUCGAGAUAAAGAAAAAGAAAAAUCUUUGGUUCCUAAAUUUCGAAACUAUUUUGAACACUUGGACAUCGUGGCAUCACACAUAACAUAUUCUAUGUAUUGUGACCAAAGAUGAUGCUGACCCGAUAUGUCACAUAUCAGCGCAAACCCGUCCUGAUACCACAGAUACUAUUGAUGACCCAGAUCUGCAAACGCACCCUGAUCUGCAAUCCGUGAUAAACACACAUUUCCUGGGCUUCCACAUCCCUCAUUCUGUCCCGGAUGGUCUCCC